Molecule: messenger RNA, 2893 nt
Organism: Micropterus salmoides (largemouth bass)
Lineage: Eukaryota; Metazoa; Chordata; Actinopteri; Centrarchiformes; Centrarchidae
Product: all-trans-retinol 13,14-reductase-like
Exons: 12
Coding region: 985-2802 (605 amino acids)
Molecular function (GO): oxidoreductase activity
Source: RefSeq, a predicted model, not a curated record
UAUCUUGUGUGUCCUACUUUGUCUGCCUAGUCUGUUACCUGCCAGCGUGGACUUCUGCCUUUUUUCCUGGUUAAGUUUGCCUAAUCUUUGAUUGCCUACCUUGUUUCCUGACUCCCGCCUGUUUUGUGACAUCCAGUGACAACAAACUUUUUUAUAUUAAUCUGCUUGGUCUCUGGGCUUUGGAUUUGGGUCCAAACCUCCAUUUUCUGAGUCAUUACAGAAUAUAUAUAAUAAUUUAUCUCAAAUUUUUUAACCUUCAUACUUCUUCAAAUUAUUCUUUCACCUCUUAUGGUAAUUAUAAUUUUUAUUGCCUUUUUAGCACAGCAUAUAUGUCACUGCACAUGCUGUAUGGACAUAGUCAAUCUUUACUAACACAUACAUCAGCUCAAAUGUCAAGUAGCCCAUUUGCAGCAUCUCAGCUCUGAAAGCAUCUUUGUUCACGAUCAUGUAGUGGAACGACGAUGACUUCAGCUAUACAGUAAGAUUUGUGUAAAAAUAUGAAUCAUAAGGCAGUUCAGUAACGAGCAACACAUUGGUGCUGGGUUGGAUAGCAGUCUGAAUGGAGUCUGAUGAAGAGAUAAACAACCAGCUCUCUCUUCUCUGCUAGUCUCAUGUCCUAGGCGUGGAGAAUGUGUUCUGCUCUUUGAGUAGUCAGAAUUUCCAAAAUGUCAUGUGUUAUAUGUGGGUUUACUUGAUCCCUUAACCUUAAUAAGCAUGGAUCCUCAUUUUCCUUUGCUCCACCCCUCACUUUAACUGUCCCCUGCUCUGCAGUUUAGUGCUCUUUUGUGAGGGAAAGCCUUGUUGGAGGAUAGCCUUUGUUUUUUGUUCUCUUACUUUCUUUUUUCUGCAUCCUUCACCUCUAUCUUCUCGUCGACCUCACUUUUAGCUUCUGUAUUUGCUGCUUUCCUUCUCUUCUUUGCCGUUUGUUCCACUCCACUCCAUCCUGCUGUCAGUGCUGUUUAGUGUGCACAGCGCUCUUCUGCAAUGUGGUGGCUGCUAAGUGUAUUGAUCUGCAUGCUGCUGGUGGUCGUCAUCUUCUUCAUGACCACUGGGCAACGCCACAAGGUGUUCAGUGAGAGGUGCCUGAGGCCACCAGGACCCUUGGUGACUGACACCAGACAGAGGGACGGCAGGCUGAAGAGAGGGUUUCGUGUGGAACGUGUUCCCCCUGCUCUGGAUGCGGUGGUGAUCGGCAGUGGAGUGGGAGGCUUGACAGCAGCGGCGCUUUUGUCCAAAGCAGGAAAGAGGGUUGUGGUUCUGGAGCAACAUGAUCAGGCUGGAGGCUGCACACACACCUUUCAGAAUAAGGGAUUUGAGUUUGACGUGGGUAUACAUUACCUGGGCCAGCUGCACGAGAACAGUCUGCUGAGGGUUGCUCUGGAUCAGAUCACAGAGGGACAGCUGCAGUUCACAAGGCUAGAGCAGCACUUUGACACACUGGUCCUGGGUCAGCUUGACCAGCGCAGGGAGUACCAUAUCCAUGCAGGGAAGACCGAGAUGGCAGCUAGCCUGAAGAAGCAGUUCCCAGGAGAAGAGCAGGCGAUUGAUGAGUUCAUGAGAUUGAUGAAGCUAGCCUCACGGCGAACACCACUAAUUGCCGCAUUGAAGAUGAUACCAUAUUGGCUUGUUACCUUCCUGGUUCGGACUGGCCUGUUGAAUCGCAUAUCUUCAGUGUUUCGCCUAGCAGUAACCAACCACUCAGAAAUGAUGUCCAGCCUCACACAAAACAAGGACCUGCAGGCAUUGUCUUCCUACCUGUUCUACGGUGUGCCGCCUAAAGAUUCCAGCUUUCUCAUCAAUGCCCUCCUUCUUCAUCACUACAAGCGUGGUGCAUACUACCCACGGGGGGGCUCCAGUGAGUUUGCCUUCCACAUCAUCCCUGUCAUUCAGCAGGCAGGCGGUGCCGUGCUGGUCAGGGCUCCUGUACAACGCAUCCUGCUCAGCCAGCAAGGGAAGGCCUGCGGUGUGACAGUGCUCAAAGGGCAAGAAGAGAUUGAAGUCCAUGCCCCUGUUGUCAUUUCCAACGCUGGAAUCUUCAACACCUUCCAGAAGUUUCUGCCUCAGCACAUACAGGACAAACCAGAGAUCCAGUCACUGUUGCGUAUGGUACGUCAUGGUAUGGGAUCCUUCUUGGUUUUUGUUGGUCUGGAUGGAACCAAAGAGGAGCUGGGCAUUGUUUCCACCAACUUCUGGAUGUAUAAAGACAAUGACUUGGACUCACUUAUGGAGCGAUACUCUUCGCUGAGCAGAGAGGAGGUAUUGGGGAACAUCCCCAUGAUGUUCAUCACCUUCCCAUCCGCUAAAGAUCCUACAUCCACCAUCAGACACCCAGGUAAGUCCUGCAUGACGUUGCUAACCAUGGCUCGCUAUGAGUGGUUCGAGGAAUGGGAGGGGACAAAGCUUGGCAAGAGGGGACAGGACUACGUGGAUCUGAAAAACAGCAUGGCCCAAGAGCUGCUAGACUGGGCUCUAACAAUCUUCCCUCAGUUGCAAGACAAGGUGGUGAUGGUGGAUGCUGCCACUCCACUAACUAAUGUCCACUAUUUGGGCGCUCCAAGAGGCGCGAUGUACAGCGCUGAACACAACUUGGAGCGCUUCACCCCAGAAACGGUGGCUAGGACACGGCCACAGACACCGAUCGGUGGUCUCUACCUAACAGGUCAGGACGUAUUCUGUAACGGCAUGGCUGGGGCGCUGCACGGUGGACUGCUCUGCUCUUCAGCCGUCCUCAAUCAGAUCCUCUACAUUGACCUUCUUGCCCUGAAGACCCGCCUCAAAAACAAACAGACCAGUCAUAACUGACCUGGUGGUGAAGGGGCCGUAGUAGAAUGUAAAUGCAAAUUGUAGCAUUUACACAGUCCACCGUGAGCACAGUAAAAAUUCUUAGAUGAUG